AUGAAAGUGAAUAUUUGUUAUUUUAUAAUAAGUUUAUGCUACGCUACAGAAUGGAUAAAAGAUAUUGAAACUUAGCGUCUUUAUUUGUGUGAUAAAGUAGUAGGCUUAUUUUACGACUCAAACAAAGAUUAGAUUUUAGGCUAUUUUUCUGAAUAUGAGGAGUCUUCGAAACAAGAUCUUGUGCUAAAUCACUUUUUUUAUAUGAUGAAUAAUUGCAUGCAAGAGAUAAGAAUAAGGUAUCCAGACUCCACAAUAGAUGAGUCAUUGGUACAAUAAAUUGAUUGGUUACAGAUGAUUAAGCCUGAAUAAUUUAUUUUUGAUCAGCGUGACUUAGGUUAGUUGUCGUUGGAUGAAAUUGAAAUCAAGGGUCGAAUGUACACAGAGAAAUAACAUAUUUUAGAAGAUUAUGAGAGAAACUAGAAUAGUUUUACAAAAUUCUUGAGGUCGUACAAUCUGACAGAGAAAUCAAUAUCAAUAUUUGCAAUAGUUAUAAUAAUGUCUAUUUUCUUUUACAAUUUUGUCAAAGGUAAUUGUAACAUUAGAUAGUAUGAUAGCUAUGAAAUUUAUUAUACAGGAACAUAUUAAAGAAGAAGAAUAGCGUAAGAAAAAGAAAACGAAGAAGAUUAUUUGAUGAAUAAUCUAUUGAAUUCAUUGUUUUAUGAAAUAUUGAUUUUAUUCUUUAAUUAUUCUAGCAAUUUCUAUGAGAGAAAGUACACAACUAAUAUUGAAUUGAAAUUCAUUUAAAACAUUUAUACAAUAAUUUAUUAUUAUAUUUAAGAAAGAAUAUACUCGUACAAUCCCACAUACAUGCAUAGUGAUUUUUAAUAACAAUCCACUAUAAAUAAUGGAAUUUAUAGUUUGUGGCAGGGUAUAGAUGAAGAAGAGUCUAAAAGAGAGAAGAAAAAACAGUAAAAGCAAGCUCAUCCCUAAUUUUCUGAGCUGACUGAUAAGUAAAGACAAAGGAAACAAAAUUUGAAUCUCCAGAAAAAAAAGAAAGGAAAACAAUCAAAUAAACAAGAUAAUAUUUAAAUAAAUGAUGAUGAAACAGAAUCAUAGGAUUAAAUAUAACAUUUAAAAUAUGAAACCAAGCCUUAGUUUGUGCUUUUAGUAAAACCAAAUAACGAGGAGAUCCAAAUCGAUUUAUAAUAAUACAUAGAUGAAUAAUAUGCAAUUCAAGAAGAUAUCUCAAAGAUAUCCUGUUUCAAGUAAGAGAGUGAUUUUGGACACACCGAAUACAAACUUAGACUGGUUGAUCCAGAUCCUAAGAGAUUAACUCAUUUAACAACAUAGAUGAAUUUCAGAUUAUCUGAAGGAAACGGAAUGGCAUAUUAUAAAAUUGGAGUUGAAGAUAGUGGUAAUCCUCUGGGUCUCAACAAAUCCGACAUGCUUGGAUCAUUGAAAACACUCUGUUUGAUGGCAUAAUCUCUUAAAGCUGAACUAUUGGUAGUAGGUGUCAAUCAGGGAACAAAUGGAAAAACCUGUGAGGUUAUAGUUAGAAAAGGAUUGAAGGAUGGAAUCAAUUUGGACAUAAGAAUUCUUCUCUUAGGGGAAAGUGGAUCUGGAAAGACAUCCCUUUUAGGAGUCCUAAGCACUGGACAACUUGAUAAUGGACAAGGUUUGGCGAGAAUGAAGUUCUUGAAGAAUAGGUCAGAAAUUACAUCCGGAAAGACAGAAAGAGUCAGUCAUACAGUCAUAGGAUUUGAUAGUGAAGGAAAGAUUAUGAAUCAUUAAAAUUAACUUAAUUUCAGUCCUACUUGUAUGGUAGAGAAGUUAGUGGAUUUAUCAACAAAACUAAUUACUUUUAUCGAUAUGGGUGGAACUAAAAGAGCACACAAUUAAAUGAUUCAAAUUAUCAAUUCUUAGUUUCCAGAUUAUGCCUUAUUAACAAUCUCAUCAUUAUAAUAGAUUGGUAAACCUACUAUGGAUUUUCUUAAAUUAAUCUAAAUUCAACAAAUACCAUUUAUGGUUGCCAUAACUCACGUAGAUCAAAUCACUGAGGAUUAUUAUGUUGACAAAGUAGAAUAAUUAAAAGAUAUGAUUAAGAGUCUAUAAAUUUAAAGUGUUCCCAUUGUUGUUAGAAGUGAAGAAGAUGUUGUCUUAUUUAGUAAAUAGAUUCUAAGUAAAACACUCAUUCCUAUAUUUUUGAUCUCCAAUUUAAAAUAGAGGACUUUAGAUUAUUUUAUCAAAUUCUUAAACUUACUACCUUCCACAAAUGAACUAACAAACAACUCCAAUUUAGAUUCAGAAUAUUGUAUUCAUAAUGUGUUUGAAAUUAAUAAUUAGAAGGUGCUUGGUGGAACAGUUCUCAAAGGAAUUAUAAGAGUCAAACAAAUAUUAUAAAUGGGACCAGAUAAACAUGGUCGAUUUUUCCCUAUUGAAGUUGAAGAAAUCUAAUGCAACAGAGUUUAAGUAAAAUCUGCACAAUGUGGAUAAAUAUGUACUAUUAGAUUUAAAUAAGGAAAUUUCACUUAAUAAUUUGGAUCAGAUUAGAAUCCUAUAAGACGUGGAAUGGUUUUAAUCGAAGGUAAAAGCAAUCCUUAAGCUGCAUGGGAUUUUUUAGCUGAAAUUUGGUUAUUUGAUGAUUAAAAAGAAGCCAAAAAAAUAGCAGUGAGCUUUGAACCUGUGAUUAAUACUCAAUGUACUAGAUAAAUUUGUAAAAUAAUUCGAGAAGAAUAAUUAUAGUUUGAAACUCUAACAAUAAGGAAAAAAUAAUCUAAAUCAAUUGAUGAAUCUUGUAUGUAAAAACCUGAACCUGUGUAGCCAAGAACACCUUAUAGAAAAUAAAGUGAACAACUCAAGAAGGCUAGUAGUUCUAAUAGUUUAAACAAAUAAUCCUAUAGAAGUCCAAGAAGGAAAGGAAGUAGUUAAGUUAAAUCUUAUACGAAUGAGGAUGAUCAAAAAAAAACAGAUUUAUUCGUUAUUAAUGAGAAAAACGAGAAGCCUAUGGAGUUUAUUGAAUUAAUUCCGAAGCAACCUAAUAUUAUUAGACUGAAAUUCAAAUAUUUCCCAGAAUAUAUCACAAAAGGAAUGAAGCUAAUUAUAAACGAUAAUGGAUUAUAAGCUUGGGGAUUUAUUAAAUAUAUAAAUUAUUGAUAUCAUUAUACAAUUUUGUAUUUAACCAAUCUAUCAUUGCUUCUA
This is a messenger RNA of Paramecium tetraurelia, 3138 nucleotides long. RefSeq lists its product as uncharacterized. The record is from RefSeq and is a predicted model, not a curated record. Gene Ontology annotation, molecular function: GTPase activity; GTP binding; translation elongation factor activity. The transcript is spliced from 7 exons. Lineage: Eukaryota; Ciliophora; Oligohymenophorea; Peniculida; Parameciidae. Gene Ontology annotation, biological process: translational elongation.